This is a messenger RNA of Heteronotia binoei (common prickly gecko), 770 nucleotides long. Its product is annotated as phospholipase A2 inhibitor and Ly6/PLAUR domain-containing protein-like. The coding region runs from base 96 to 770 and encodes 224 amino acids. Gene Ontology annotation, cellular component: extracellular region. The record is from RefSeq and is a predicted model, not a curated record. The transcript has 5 exons. Lineage: Eukaryota; Metazoa; Chordata; Lepidosauria; Squamata; Gekkonidae. Gene Ontology annotation, molecular function: phospholipase inhibitor activity.
CCCCUUGCAGAAAAGCCACAGCUGGAUCAAAAGCUUUGCUGCGUUCAACGUUUCCCACCUGGCUUGGGUCCCGGAGGCAGCCCACAUCUGGAACAAUGCAUACAUUGCUUGCCGUCUGCCUCUUGGCCGCUGUCGUAGACCUGGGACUGUCUUUGACUUGUGAGAUUUGUGGAGGUAUUGGGAAUACCUGCAAUGGGUCCUUAGAAUUUUGCCCGCCGGGGGAAGACAAAUGUGGCAUCGUUCUGCUAGAGGGCACAGGAGAGCUGCAGUUGAGGAGCAUUGCAAAAACGUGCGUCCCGUUGAAUUCCUGUGACGAACCCUUCACUUCUGUUAGCAUAGGCAAGGCCGGAGGAGCAAGGACCUAUCUUACCUGUUGCACGGGGGACGAGUGCCGGAAUAUCACUCCCACAUUGCCACCCCUGAACACCACAGCUAAUGGGAAAACAUGUCCUGCUUGCUACUCCAUGAACAGCCUUGCAUGUGAGGAGGAGAUCAUCAAAUGUACUGGAGACCAAUUCUACUGCCUUAAGAAAUCUGGGAGUAUAACCCUUGGUGGAAGAAAAGUUCCAGUCAUCAUAAAGGGAUGUGCAAACAACGCAUACUGCAACAACAUACAGGAGCAUCCCUUCUUUGACGGGAUCCAUAAUGUCAUAACAGCAAAUUGCACACUGACCUCUGGGAUUGCCGGUAUUGUUCCAGGACCGUUUGUACUCUUCCCCCAGAUUCUUGUUGGGCUUUUGAUUUGCCAAAGCACUGGAAUGAUUUCCUAG